AUCAUGGAACCAGAAUAUAUAGUUCGCACUGCUGGCCGAUAUGACUGUGACCAAAUUGAGAUACUCCUCAAUGCCACAACAUCAAGAGUUAUUGGCGAUAAGCUCGAAGUUCCGACGGCCCAUCUGUUUCAAGAGUAUCAAACACAUCGCUUGAUCGCCUCCCUCCACAAUGCAGCUUUGAAUAUUCUGGCAUAUGCCGAAUUUUGUAUAUAUCCCAAUAUACCAGUGCUUUCGAACGAUUUGUGGGUUCAAUGGUUAAGAGGUCGCUUUUGUGUCGAUUUGCCCAUCACCCUGAUGAAUACCAUAUUCCUAAACUUUUGCGUUUAUCAUAAGGAACAUGAUGAGAUCCUGAAAUUGCUUCUCAUGGAAGUCUUUUAUCGCGAGCACAAGGUGAAUUUUCUGAUCAUAUUCAGACCCCCGAAUUUUAAACCACAAGAGUACGAAGAGUUGAAUAAAUAUGGUCGCGUCUAUUAUCCCACCGAUUUCGAUAUGUAUACGCGAAAGAAUUUGCCAACAAUCAUUGUAAUCAUGCGCCAAGGACUAAUGCCGAUAAUAUCCUUUCGCAAGGCACUACCCGAGGAUAACGACGAUGUUGUGGAAAUGAUUGAUGUAGAUGAGCCACAAAUGCGCAUAGAUCGUGGUGAUUAUUAUAUUGCCGAGCUCUUGAUGGGUGCAGGAGGCAAAUUGGACAGGGAUAAAAUUAUUGUCACAGAGGAUAGCGGCGAGAGUAGCGGCAGCACUGGCAUGAUGUGGCUUUCAGAGAACAUUGACAUUGAGCAACUGAUCAUUAACUAUGACUUAGAGGGCGUGGGCAACCUAAUCUCCUGCACCCCUGAUGCACCCCAUAACACAGUUAAGUUGGAAGUUUUUUCCGGCGAGUAUCAUGGUUUGCGUGCCAUCAACACCAAAGCCCUCGAUUUCACCAACCGGCGCACUGUCACCCUGAAUCCUGUCGAGAAAUAUAAGCUAACGGAGCAGGAGCGCGUUUACGCCAUAUUCAGAUAUAUUAGUGAUGAGCUGAAGUCAGCUGGUACCUAUAUGAAUUGUGUUCCGCAGACUUUGGUGCUAACUUUCGAUGUGCCACACCGCAGGAGCUCUGGGAAGAAAGCUAAGCAACAAGGGCUGGAAACUGCAGGCAAAGCAUUCACAUUACAGAAUUUUAUACUGCAUCCCAGUCUGCGAAUGGAGUAUACGUACUAUUAUCUCUCUGCCAUGUUCAGCGCAUAUCCCGACUGUGAUUUCUGUGUGGUGCCUAUUCCACCUGGUAUUAAGUUUUCUCCCAGCCUUUGGGCAUUGCUGCAGUUCUUCACGCGAGUGCCACAUCGUCCCAAUAGCAAAAUGAGUGAAGAGAUUUUUGUGGCGCAUCGCAGCUCAGUCUACACGGACCUUGGAGUUUAUCGGCUAGAAAGUGAAGAUUUACCGGAUAUACUUUCCAUGUUCCCCCAUUACAUUUUACAUAAGACAAGUAGCGAAACCUUGUUACCGGAUAUCAACUCCAAUUUAGUAGCAUUCGAUGAAAUUAGAGUUGCCAAUUUACUGCAACAGAUCGUCGAAGAUGUUUUGGAUAAUGAAUUAUCCGAGUUCAGCGUGUGGAUCGUACGUUGCGGCAAUGAGGGACGUGAGAAUAGCACAGCAGUCGGAUUUGUGGUUCUGCGUUCUUUCUCAAACUAUGAAAGUAUUUACAAGCAGUUCUAUCUGCCCUAUGAAGAGAACUAUUUAACCUUUGAACGUGGCGAGAUUGUGAUGCUGCGACUGCAUCCCUAUUUUCACAUGUGGUCCGAUGAGAUACUGCGCACUGUUGCUAUAAGAACAGGCUAUCGGGAACUCUUCUACUUUCAAAAGUUCACGGACUUUGUGUUACCCAACGACUUGGCAUUCAAAAUGAUGCCUGUGGAGCCACGGCGCAUGAAGAGAAACUGGUUCAUCGAUACCAAUGACGCGAAAUACUUCCGCCGUCCAUCGUUAAAGGUGGCGUUGCCAGUAAUUAACUGCGUUAAGGAUAAUUUUUACCUAUUUCGUCACAAUCUGUGUCCAUCGAAAUUCAUUGGCAAUCAAAGUCCGCUGGUGAUUGUGGGAUUCUCGGAAAUAUGCAAGGCUCUGCUACGUCUCAUGGUAUUCAGUUGGAAUACGCCAGACUUUAAACAUGUAAAUACCACCAAUUGUCUGUCGUAUCUCGACAUCACUGUCAUUGUAAAAUACGGCGAAAUCGAGGCGGAAUACGAUUAUGAUCUAGAGUGCGAAUACUGCACCAAUCCACAAAGUUGCUAUCUAAAUAACUGCAACUCAUGUCCAUUUGUGACUGAUGCUACACAACGUCUGGAUCUGCGUAAUUGGAUUCACUUUGUACCUGGCAAAGUUGAGCACAUCGAUUGCAAAGAAAAGGUCAUUUGUCUGGAGAACAACUGCAAGAUUCACUAUGAGAAGCUGCUGCUACUUUGCGACACUAAGUAUGGUCUUCCAGGCCAUCUGCAGGCCAAGGUGCCUAAGGGUAAGGUCUGCGAUGUGCCCUACAAUUAUGCUCACAUCAAUGGGCGACUGGACAAGAUUGUGCUCUACUACAAGAUCCUUGAGCUAAACGAAUGUAAGCUGCCAAGUAAGACAAUUAUCAUCUAUGGCUACACCAUGGCCAUUUACGAGUGCAUCGACUUUUUGUUAAAACACGGAGUUCAGCCAGAGAACAUUAUCUAUGUGCAGCCUCUUAAGGUUCAAGCACCGGAAUAUCUAAACAUUCCAGUUAAGGAUAAGAACCUGGAUGAUAUUCUGAUAGACAUGAUAACAGACUUGGGCAUUACUGUAUACGAAUCCACUAACUUUGAGGACUUUACAGUAUACCAGACUGUGUACUUCAUUAAGACGGUAAACUUUCGCAAAUGUCCGCAAAAUGAACUUUUGUCGCUGCCGUGUAAUCUAUUUAUCAACUUUCUGGAGAAUUAUCUAACAGCGCCUACCGAGCACAUGCUCAUUCGCAGUAAUAUUCGUGUGGAGAAUAGAGAGAUCCUUGUGGAUGAGAACUUUUGCACAAACGAUCCAAAUAUUUAUGCAGCUGGUAAGAAUGUAGCCAUCAUUUGGAAGGUCUUCUAUCAGUAUACUUACACAAGUGAAAUAGAAAUGGCUGAAAAGUUGAUAGACAUACUGGAGCUGACGCAGGAAACAUUUAAAAGGGAAACACGCUUCAGUAAGCCUGUUAUGUUCCGUUCCCUGUUGCCGUUGGGGCACAAGUUGUUAAAGUUGACGGCGCCCAAGCGCUAUUUGCUUGCCAAGCUGGAUAACAGCUACAGCCAUGUAAUGACCACCUAUCACAACGGCGACUUUUGUCGCGUGCGCCUGGGCACAAAUAAAAUUGUGGAGGAGAUCACGUGCAUAUCACAGAAUCUGAGGAAACAUCUGUACUUUCUGGAAUACUUUUGCGGAAAACACGAAUCUUUGCUCAAUAAUUUAUGCAGUCGAUAUCGUAUAGGAUUAAUCACAAAUUUAAUUGGCUAUUUUGAAGAGCCGUGGACAGAGUAUAUUAUGCACGAUCAAUUCGUUGAAAUGCAGAUGAAAAAUCAGAGCAUGCUAAAAUCGUUGUUUGCCAAGAAGGAAGACCUCUUUAUGGUUUUGAAAAUGGAGGAGGAUGAGUUUGAGAGAGUCUGCAAGCAUUUUGUGGAAGAAAACCUGUUGAAGUUUCUUCGAGCGCAUCGUCAUGAGUUUAUCAAUAAGUUCGCGCUGCCCGAGGAUUGGGAAAGUAAGCGUUAG
Drosophila nasuta is the source of this 3735-nucleotide messenger RNA. Its product is annotated as cilia- and flagella-associated protein 61. The coding region runs from base 4 to 3735 and encodes 1243 amino acids. The transcript is spliced from 14 exons. The record is from RefSeq and is a predicted model, not a curated record. NCBI's taxonomy places the organism in Eukaryota, Metazoa, Arthropoda, Insecta, Diptera, Drosophilidae.